Cordyceps militaris CM01 is the source of this 1011-nucleotide messenger RNA. RefSeq lists its product as uncharacterized. The record is from RefSeq and is a predicted model, not a curated record. Bases 1 to 1011 code for a protein of 336 amino acids. Lineage: Eukaryota; Fungi; Ascomycota; Sordariomycetes; Hypocreales; Cordycipitaceae. The transcript has a single exon.
AUGGCCAGCCUCGGCCUCGGCACGAGCCUAUUUGCGCUCCGGAGGCAGCUCCUCGCGACGCCCUGCCGAACAGCGACCCCUCGCCUCUUCGAUGCGACUCGAUCGAGGCUGCUCAGCAGCACCGCCUUUCGACCCAAUGCGGCCGCCAAAUCGGCGCCUAGGACGAUCAAGCCUUCUGCGUCCGUGCUCCGGGCGAAACCACAACCUCCAGCGCGUGGCACGCCGGCGCCGACACGAUAUGCUUUCAUCAAGAGUCUGGGCGCCAAGACGACACCGACGAUAUUGUACGAAUCGUCCUCCCAUUUCUGGUUCUACUUUGGCUGCUGGUCGAGUGGCAUCACCAUCUUGGCAUGGACAGCCUUGACAGGGCCCACGGUCGUGCACCAGCCCGAAGGCACCCCGUCCUGGGUCGGCUACGUCUUUGGCGCUGCCUACGUGCUGCUGGGCUCAAUGGCCUUUUAUAUCCUCUCCAAGACCCCCAACGUCGUCCGAUCGAUUCGCCUGCUGCCAGCCGUGCCAUCACCAGCGCCAGUCGUCGUCGCCCCUCGUGCCGCUGCCGCCGCCGCUCAGCCCCUCACAGCCGCCUUGCCAGCCACGGCUGCCGCUACGGCCAUGCCGCAGCUCGAAGUCACAGUCAAUCGCAUGGUGCCCAUGCUGAGCCCCAAGAUUCUCGUCACAAGCUUGGACAAUGUCGCGCUCAAGUCGCGCUUCUCGCUGCCGGAUGAGUACGUGCCGGAGCUGAAGCGCUUGGAGCAGCAGCGCGCGGCGGAGGAGACGCGCGCCAAGCAGCGCACGUUUGACCUGCAGCAUCUGCUGACGAUACCGUUUCGACAUAUCGCACGUGCUGUGUCCGGCUUCUUUCGGGGCGUGCGCGCGGCUUGGACGGACAUGGGUUUUGCUACGAUCAAGGUUGGGGGCAAGGAGUUCAAGGUGGACGUCACCAGGGGCUUUGCUCACGAGGGAUUCAAGACGUUGGAACGGUUGGUAUCUGUUGGAUAUAAGAGUGGUUAA